AUGUCCGACAGUGACGACGAAUUUUCACCCGAACUUACAGAGCAAGAAAAAGCUGCAAGAGCUAAAGAGGAAGCAGAGCAAGCUGCCUUGCCUUAUCGCUGGAAACAAACCCUACAGGAUGUUGAUGUCACAAUACCGGUUACCCCAGGUACACGAGGUCGUGACUUGAAUGUUGUCAUAAAAAGAAAACAUUUGACGGUUGGUUUAAAAGGAAAGCCACCUAUUAUUGACGGAGAAUUAUGCAAAGAAGUAAAGGUUGAUGAUAGCACAUGGACUCUUGAUUCCCAAAAGGAAAUAAAUAUUCAUCUGGAGAAGGUUCAUGGCACGGAAUGGUGGCGUAAUGUGAUUGCCACAGAUCCAGCCAUCGACACUACAAAGAUCCAACCAGAAAACUCAAAAUUGAGUGAUUUGGAUGGAGAGACCCGUGCAAUGGUUGAAAAGAUGAUGUUUGAUCAACGCCAAAAGCAACUCGGCAAAGAAACAUCUGAGGAAAUACAAAAAAAAGCGAUGCUGGAAAAGUUUAAAGCGCAACAUCCGGAACUUGAUCUCUCGAACGCUAAAAUUUCUUGA
Ambispora leptoticha is the source of this 570-nucleotide messenger RNA. Lineage: Eukaryota; Fungi; Glomeromycota; Glomeromycetes; Archaeosporales; Ambisporaceae. The record is from the annotation of a GenBank genome assembly.